This is a messenger RNA of Cyprinus carpio (common carp), 2714 nucleotides long. RefSeq lists its product as uncharacterized. The transcript has 14 exons. Gene Ontology annotation, molecular function: DNA binding. NCBI's taxonomy places the organism in Eukaryota, Metazoa, Chordata, Actinopteri, Cypriniformes, Cyprinidae. The coding region runs from base 771 to 2270 and encodes 499 amino acids. The record is from RefSeq and is a predicted model, not a curated record.
CUGUUGUCCUGCCCUACACUAAAGUCAAUGUUACAGAUGAAUAUGGCAUAUAUUAAAUGGAUCUUGAAGCUGUUGACCAUUGUUUAGUAUUGAAUUGCAUGGUUUUGUUCUACUAUGGGGAGCGUAACAUCUCUGGACUGAAAGUGAUGAUUCAGUCCAUGCACUAGUAUCAGACCGCUUUAUGACCACAUCACUCGAGGUGAAGUGUGUAUUUGGCGUCCCCCUCGUUUUUCUGAAGAAGCGGGGACAUAUGCGGCAGGGCGUCCCUGUGGUGCUCCUACAGAUGGUGGAGUUUUUGGAACAAUAUGGCCUCCACCAGAGGGGAUUAUUCUGUGCCAGUGGAUCAGAGGCACGAUGCGAUGAGUUGAAGAAAAGUCUGAAUGGUGGUGAGUUUCAGGGUUUUCGCAGCGAUGAUGUCCAUGCUGUGGCCUCUCUGCUGGUUCUCUUCCUGAGAGAACUGCCUAAUGGACUCAUCCCAUGGUGGAGUGCCAAAUGGCUCUUGAGUGUCUAUACAAAAACCAAAGGCAAGGUUUUGGACCUCAAGCGUGCGAAGAAGGUCCUGGAAAGUUUUGCACCCGAAAUCUUCAACAUCCUGUGCUUGCUUAUUCACUUCCUGUCUCGUGUAGCUGCUUGUAGUCAUAUCAACCACAUGACUUCGGCACACUUGUCUGACAUUUUUGGACCCUGCAUCUUUGCUGAACAGGGAGAGAAGUGUUUUGUGCGGUUUGAAGGCUGAGGCAGAAGAGGACGGUAUAGAGAGCACAGCGCUGAUGAGAUCCAGAGGCCCCAGUCCCCUCAGUGACAGUAUGAUGUCUGAUGAAGUUCUUAUUAAUGAAGUCACACAUGAAAUACCACAUGAUUCACACGAGGCAGAGAGUGUCAUUUCGACUGAGAUAUACGGAGCUGAUUUGCAAAGAACUCUGGGAGAGAUUCUUGCAUACUGUCAGGUCACAUAUGGAGCCAUUCUGAAACUUGAUGAGAAGUUUGAGAUGCUCCAGGCGAAGGUAGCAAGCAUCCAGAGCAGUCAUCAGAAUCCAGCUGUCCACUCUCAGAGGAUGUAUUUGUCAUCCAGCUACAGAGACAGCUGCCAGGCCGAGUCUGAAACCUUGAUCGGUUCUGAAGCGUCUAUGCCCCACCUUGUUCAUAUUUCCUCUACGUCUCCCCUUCCGUCUGUGGACAGCAGGAAACCUCCUACACUCUCCCCCGGCCCAGAGGUGCCCAGCCCUCCUCGACUUGUUAUCCAGAGCCAGUCCCACACCUCGGUCAAGACCACUGCGCCAACCCACGCAACACAAGCCUCUUUCAGCAGGAAUAAAAUGAGCCUAAUGCAGCAUCUUGAGCGAGUGAAGAGACCAGCUGAAACCAGCUCAGAGAUCAGUGACCCAGCUUCAACUGCAGAGCUGACGAAUACAGGUUGUCUGGGCAGCUCUGACAGGAAGGUGUUGGUCUCUAACUGUAUCCUACAGAGGGCUGGUAAAAUGGCCCGACCCAGUGCAGCGGUGCGGUACCUGUCCAGAAACAUCUUCACAGCGGAGGAACUCUCUCAAAGCAGCACCACUGGAAACACAAAGAGACGCCUAAAGAGACUCGACCCAAACAAGAUCAGUGCAAUCAGAGAGUGGGCGGUGAAGAGAUACCCAAAAUUUGACCUUCGUGAGAAAGGCAAGGACUGGAAAAUGUGUCUGUCUGUAAUCAACUCGACGGCCCGCUACUAUCGGUUCAUGGACAAGACACGGAAGCUAAAGGUAAAGGAAAGAGCAAACCUUGAGAAGUGGACAGAAUCAGCACCUUCAGCAGUUACGUGUGCAGCAGCGGCAGAGAUUGAUGUUGAACUGUCUGACAGCGACACAGAGCAGAAACAGCAGGAAACGCUGAUGAGCCACAUCACAGAGGAUCACAUGACCACAGACUGGGAAUCAACCAAUGUGUAUCUCGGUCCCCCUCAUCGGGAUGUGAAGGUUCCUGAGUUUGCCUUGUCUGCAGCACAUCUGCGAACACGUCCUGAGCUCAUCGCUCGUUAUCUCAUUAAGUUCAUCUUCCCAGAGGAUGUGCUGGUGCGCAGUAACGUGUACGGCGGGAUGCGGCGCGGCAUUCAGGCCCUCGACCACAACAAGAUCUCCGCGCUACGAGAGCACCUGCUGGAGCGUUUUCCCUGGAUGAGGCUGGAGGAAGACGGAAGCGACUGGAAGGUUUGCGUAGGAGCUAUAAACAGCACCAUCCGCAAGUUUCGAUACGAGCGCAAGAUGGGCAUCAAGAGAGGGAUACGCUAGCGCCGAGUAUCCAAUCAGAACAACUCUGUGAUACGGAGGUGAAACCUUUGUACACAGUGACUGUUUGUGUCAAGAAAUGCUGUCAGUAGCUGUUACUGCUUGUUUUUCUAGAAUGUGUUACUAGUAUUUAACUGAAUUUGUGAUUUAUACUGGUUCUUACUUUGAUAUUUAUGAUUUUCAACUGGAAAUCUGAAAAAGACUUUAUUUGGCUUUAUAAAAUGUACAUUAAUAUAUAGAUGUUUAAACAAAAAUUAAAAGUUAAUAUAAGGCUUUAUUAAGAACAAAAGAAUUGUUAAUAUAUUACACAUCCAAAACCUUUCUCUCCAUUGAAACUUAGCAGCUAUAGAAGAGAGAACAAAAGACAGCUGUUGUCAAAACAGGGACUUGCACUUCAGUUAUGAACACUGUAUCAGUGAAGUGAAUAAAACUGGUUACGUUGUUGCA